Molecule: messenger RNA, 1899 nt
Organism: Daphnia pulex (common water flea)
Lineage: Eukaryota; Metazoa; Arthropoda; Branchiopoda; Diplostraca; Daphniidae
Exons: 4
Coding region: 92-1708 (538 amino acids)
Source: RefSeq, a predicted model, not a curated record
CAGUCACUCAGUCACUACUGAGACAGUCGGUCCAGCAACAGCGGUUGUCUCCCAUUACCUCAUUCCGAACGACAACGAUGAGACCAAAGACAUGGAAUCGUAUUCACUAAUGUUACUGCCGAUGUUGGUGUACUGUUCGCUCGUCGUUCUGAAUUAUGAGACAAUUUCAGUGUCGGGCCGUCGAGAUGACGCAAAGUUUUGGUCGAACCCGUUCGACAAAUUGGUUAGUGCUUCCAAGUUUCGCAAAGCCGACGCCAAGCCGAAGAAAGAUUUCGAUUUCAUGAUGGCUUUCCAUCCGGACGAUUUGCACAGGGCUGAGCUUCCAAUCAAACCCCAGUUGCGUUGGGAUGACCGUAGCUCGACCGCUAGCAGGCAUACACCUAUUAGGCUCUUCGAUAACCCCGUCAAGAUAACCACCCAACGACCGAAACCCCCGCCGACGAAAAAAAAAAUGUUCAAGAAGAAUCCGGAAGCUGCCAACGAAAUUCACGUUCAGAUCGACGACGUGGCGGACUUGACAGACAUUCUGGGAAAUUCUCAACACUACCAGGACAUUGUAUUCGCCAUCGACGAGCAGCAGCCAGAUGUCAAAUUAGAUGGUAACGCCCCAUCGAAAGAAAAGGCUCCUAAACCUUUCUGGGGUCCUCCCAUAGCCACUCCGUCUCCCACAGGACGGCCAGCAUACUACCCUAGACCUACGACGAGAGCGGUUAUUCCAGUAAAGACGAAAGAAGAAAAUUCAAUCUACAAGCACACCAACAUUAGAGAAAAUUCAGCCACAGACCCAAAGAUUGGCGAUAAUAAUCAGCCAAACGAAAAGCAAACGACACCAGAUCUUUACCGGGAAACGCCUGUCCACAUGCAGUCCGGCCCGCCUUACUAUGAGAAACGGCAGGAAAACGAUCCGUUUGAUCAAGGGUUCUGGCAUAAGGUGCCAGUUACGGAAGCGACCCCCUUUUUCGGUAACCCACUAUCUCCCGACACUUUUUUCCAUCAGAAAUUUCUGGAAGCCGGAGUGUCUAGCAACCAGGAUCCGCAUUAUUCCGGUACAUUAGAAACACCAGUUCCCGCCGUCAUCUUCAAGGAGAUUGACUCUUCAGCGGUAGGAUCGUAUCCGGCUCCAUAUUAUCCGCCAGCACAGGAUCACCACGUCGUUUACCACCAUCCAGCCCCUGCACACAACAACUACUACAAUCCUCCGUCUGGAUUCGCUCAGGUGGAUUUCAGUCCCAUCUUUUUAGCCAUCGUUCCGAUCGCUUUGUUUUUGGGCGCAGCGGCGGCAUUCGCUUUAGCGACGGCCACAUCGUCCAGCUCGGCGGCAGCGGCCGUCUCCCAGCAACAACAACAACAAGAGGAGAGCAGCAACAACAAUGCAGCCAACAACAAUAACGCUAAUAACAACAACAUCGCCAUUUUGGCGGCCUUACUGGAGGUUAUACAAAGCAAACACGACAGCCAUGAUGACAAACACAAGAUUAUCCUCAUCACGACGACAACUCCAAUGGCUAUCGUUGCUGCAAAAGAUGUUUCGCCCAUCGAAAAAUUAGCCUCAGCUACUAAUCAGACGGGGUCACUUCCGCCAGACAAACCUCUUUCCGAAGAGGACGAUCAAGGGGAUGGAUUCGAUCAGCCUGGCGGAGGGACUGUCAUAGAACCCCCCAUCAUGGAAGAGGAGGAAGUCCCAGAAAUAUUGACAUAUGACUUAUGAUGACCUCUCCCUCAAAAACUAGAAAUUGAAAAUUAACUUAAAAAACUUCUGAAUGAAAUCAUUGCAUCACUACAGACAUAGCCAGUAUUAACUUAUACUAUGUAUUUUGUAUACAAGCGCUUUCGCUGAUGGUAUAUGUCACCAUACGCUGUACUGUUGUUGGUUAGGUUGCAUACAUAACUGUAUAGGUA